CUGCAUGGUUAACUUGUCUUUCCUUGACCAGGGUCCAGCCUGCUUCAUCAAUCGCUCUAGUGAUGCAGUUGCAGGCAUCAGGAGGUUAUGAUAUCUAUGGACAUGAAGUGACACACUUAGCACCACGAGGCUGGCUGAAGCUCCAUAUCUUCGACCAUCACAAUCGUAUGAUCAGUGGGAGAUGGAAAGUUCCCGUUCGUCUGCUUCCAGCCAAACCCUCAAUGACCACGGCAGAAGUCAAUGCUGUUCCACAGCUGGACAAUGCAGAACUGUACCUGAGAAUCUUUAACACAAGAGAUGCUGAGAUUCAGAGCUCUGUUCCAAUCACUGUCAACAACGCUGGGAUCUACCAAUUCCCCCUUGUGCAAACUCCUAAACACUCUGUGGGCAUGCAGGAGUCUCAUGAAACCAUCCGAUCUCCAGCUGUUCAGAGUGCUCGGGUCCAUGCAUCAGCCUUCAGUCAACGCCCUGUAAACUCUGCUUCAUAA
Molecule: messenger RNA, 488 nt
Organism: Ictalurus punctatus (channel catfish)
Lineage: Eukaryota; Metazoa; Chordata; Actinopteri; Siluriformes; Ictaluridae
Product: coiled-coil domain-containing protein 17-like
Exons: 3
Coding region: 63-488 (141 amino acids)
Source: RefSeq, a predicted model, not a curated record